AUGAACGAUCCUUGUGGCGCUGUUUACGAUCCCACCCGGGACGAAUAUCAUCUGUCUUACCAAUGGCAUCCUAAUCAUAUCAACUGGGGCAACAUCAGCUGGGGCUCUGCCAUGAGCAAGGACUUGAUUCAUUGGGAGGAUCAUGGCGGCUGGGAGAAUAAUGAAGCUCUCAUCCUGUCUCCCUCCGGCAACGGAACGUAUAAUGGAUUGGGAAUCUUCUCCGGCACUGCGCAGCCGGUGAACACCAAAGGAGAGGUGGACGGCACUCUGCUCAUCUUUUACACUUCGGUGUCCAAGCUGCCCACCAACUGGGCGCUGCCAUACCAGCCAGGUACCGAGACCCAGAGUCUAGCAUUGAGCACUGAUGGCGGCAAGACGUGGGAAGAAUAUCCCGGCAAUCCUGUAAUCACCACCACGACCGAACAAGCACCAAUGAAUUGGAACAUCACUGGCUUCCGCGAUCCCUUCCUCGAGCCAUCGCCGGAGCUCGACGCAUUGCGAGGAGUCGACGAACCACACUACUACGCUGUAUUCGGUUCUGGCAUCAAACCUGAAGUCGGACCAAGAGUCCCACUCUGGUCUGCACCUGCCAAUAAUUUGACCGAUUGGACGUUCCUCGGAGCUCUUUGGGAGCCAGCGGCCAACACUUCCGUCGGUCCAGUCCUCUCCACCGGCAGCUAUGGUUACAACUUCGAAGUCAGCGGGUUCUUCGCACUUUACGACAGCGAAGGCAUCGCUCACUGGUAUGUCAACGUCGGGUCCGAAGGAGGCAAUGUGUCCUUCCAUCAGUCUGCACAAUGGGCAUUGUGGAACGAGGGCAAGGUUUCUCGCCGUGACAAUGGCAGUGUCGAGUUUACUCCGAUCUCUGGUGGCGCUGCAGAUUGGGGCUCCGGCUAUGCUUUGACCAGCUUCAACGACACCAAGCACAACCGCCGAGUGCAGUACGCUUGGGUGAGGGAAGACUACGUUGGCGACGGUGGCCUGUUCAGUACCUCCCAGCAAGGCUUCCAGGGCGCUCUCUCGCUGCCGCGCGAGCUGUUCGUCCAUGAGGUACACCACGUCGACUCGAGCGACGAGAUCUCUUACGCAAAGAACUCCAUUCUCGAGCCCAAAGAAGACGGCUCCUUCACAGCCCACACUAUGGGAGUACGUCCUCUCCCCGACGUCGUCGCAGGUCUCCGCCGCACCGCUGCCAAGAACACCUGGAACGAAACCACUACCUACAGCUCCACCACGAUCGUGCAGGAAGUCGGAUCCGCACACAUGGAGAUCAACGCCUGGAUCUCCUCCGCUUCCGGACCCGUCGGUCUUGUUAUUGAGGCCUCGCCCGAUGGCGAGGAGUACACGAACAUCAUCUACGAGCCUUCAAACCACACCAUUCUCGUUGAACGCAUGCACAGCAGCAAUAUCGUCGAGUUCAACAACGCCACCAUUACUGGCUACUUCUACCCUUACUCCGUCAACGGCACGACGGAGGCGAUCAACAUGAAUGUCUUCAUCGACGGUUCUAUUGCUGAGAUUUACAUCAAUGAACGCUUCGCGCUGUCAGCGAGGAUCUACCCGUCCAAGGAGUGCAGUACCGGAUUUGGUGUGUACGUCGGUGAGGGCCACACCGCGGAGGUGAGCUCGCUGGAGGCGUGGUUCGGUACGGAUAAUGUCUGGCCACACCGUCCACUGAACUGCAGCUCGCAGUUGGUGUUCGAUACGGCGGAGCAGACCAAUAACUACACUUGGUGGACGGGUAACUAG
Molecule: messenger RNA, 1749 nt
Organism: Zymoseptoria tritici IPO323
Lineage: Eukaryota; Fungi; Ascomycota; Dothideomycetes; Mycosphaerellales; Mycosphaerellaceae
Gene: MgSUC2.2
Product: glycoside hydrolase family 32 protein
Exons: 1
Coding region: 1-1749 (582 amino acids)
Biological process (GO): sucrose catabolic process
Molecular function (GO): sucrose alpha-glucosidase activity
Source: RefSeq, a predicted model, not a curated record